Molecule: messenger RNA, 2208 nt
Organism: Aspergillus sclerotioniger CBS 115572
Lineage: Eukaryota; Fungi; Ascomycota; Eurotiomycetes; Eurotiales; Aspergillaceae
Exons: 4
Coding region: 485-1882 (465 amino acids)
Source: RefSeq, a predicted model, not a curated record
UAUGUGCUGCUUAGUCCGGUCUUAAUCUCAAUCCCAAUCUCAUUCCCUAGCCUCCUCCACCUGCAGCAAUGUUGCCACCGCAGCUGCCACCGCCCGACGCGAUGGAGCACAGCCACAAAUGAGGCCACCCCUACUUUCCUCUCUGGGAAUCCAGACUGAAGACUCGUACAGUAUGCUCUCCUCCCAUCGACCAUUACCUCUUCACGUUGCUGCAGACGCUUCGGCCAUCUUCCGAUCCACCGCAAUGAGAUAGGAAGUAGCCUUGUCCACUUCGGUUGAGUCCAUACAGGUUUGGGCCUACAGAACCACGUCACCCCGUGCAUUCAAUGGUCUCGUUUCCUGCUGGAGCCUUUAAACCGACCACUAUCACCCCUCAUCUGUAGCAUGCCGUAACUUCAGACCCCUUGCCAUUUUCUGCCUGAUAUUUGAACCUCACGGGUGCCCAUGACCCAGCAGCACAGCAUGCCCUACCUCGAAUAACACCAUGAGCAGAGAUCAUGACUUGGGUUCAGGUACAACCGAGUACCAGUUUGUUUUCGGUAAGGACCAGCCUGGGACCCGCAGUCAUGCCAUGCGACAAUUUUGGCGUCGACGACAUCAAGCCCUGCAAAGUUCCGUCCGCAUCUCUCGUCCCCAGUUGAGAGCCUUGCUGCCCAAGGAAUAUGGUUCCGAGGGCGGGGGAUUCCAGGCCGAUGUGGCUCAGAGUCAGGGGAAGUCCCCGGAUCCGCCAGCCAACAACGCCUUGGAGCCAGGGUCCCGACCCCCAAAUCCCCAACCCACUGGCAUCGACGCGGCCCAGGAGUCGAAAUUUUCCAUCCUGCAGGGGCCUUCCACCAAAUUCCCCAUUGAUCUAUCCCCGAAAAACCAAGCCAUCUUCUACUCUUGGCUCGACUUACACACCAGUUCCACUCCCGACACAUCCCCAAACACAAGGUUUCAUCCCAUACAAGAUGUCUGGCUCCCGAUGGACUUAUCGAAUAGUGCUGCGUUCUGUGCCUUGAUGGCACAUGCAUCCGCACAUGUCGCACACCUUCAGAGGCAGACCAAGUCCCUGGAAUCCGAGAAGUUUAGAACACUCGCCGUGGGCAUCAUCGCCAAAUGGCUGGCAGAUGAGAGGCGAUCGACACAAGAUGCGACGCUUGCUGCGAUUGCACGUCUGCUGAUGUUUGAGAAAUAUUGGGCUGUGGACGACCAAUGGCGCGCACAUAGAAACGGUCUCUUCAGCGUCUUCCAUGCGAGAGGUGGGCUGCAGGCGUUCAAAUCAGACUGGCGUCUUCAUAUGGUAUUAUUUCUGGCAUUCUCCAUGUCAGAGCCAUCCCGGUUAUCAAGCCCAGCGCAUGCCUGGGAAAUUUCCGAGUAUUUCGUUCCAUCUGCCGUACACCCCGCUAUUCAGCUUCGCAUGGUUCACAACAAACCGAAAUCGUUCCACGGAAUACACAUAUACCCCGAGGUGUAUGAUGCCGUCCUUUUUUUGCGCAAUUAUACGGACCACCCAGACUCGCCAGAUCAGAAUGGACAUCUCGACGUACAAGGUCAUAAGCUGAUCUGCUUGUUUAUACUGGUUUUGAUAAUGCAGGAGUCAUUAUACUCAUCGGAACCCGAACUGAAUCACUCUUUCGCAUACAAGUUGCCGGAGCUGAACAAUUCUCUCUAUCAGAAAAGACUCUCAUGGGUUGGGUCCCCACAGAAAUUACGCGAGUUGCUGAUGGGGGAUCAUACGAUGCUGGGCCCACCAACUCGCGAAUUCAUCGUCAAACUCGAACAAAAUGUUGUCUACCUAAACGAGGACGCGCGGGGAGCGAUUGAGAAAUGCCUCCUCAACACGCUUCUCUGGAGGCACGAGUCAUUGGACGCGAUUUCCAAUCUUAACGUGGUUGUCUGAGAGGUUUGGAUUCUCAGUUGCCAACAAACAUCUUAGAAGGACUUGGGGCUAUAGGAGAGCUGGCACAUGUCGGAAAAUACUUCCGUGCCAUCUGGAACUACUCCUGUAAGUGCUCUACUCCCUCCUCAACGUCACUUCCAUACCUCUUAUUUGUCAACCAAACCCAUACUUCAGGCCCCGCAAUAAUCCCCGCUAACCACCAAGAGAAUUAGUAGUCAAACCAACAUCCUCCCGCCCCGUCCGUCGCCCACCACCUUAUCAGUUUCACCCUACAACAUGUUACCCGCGUUACAACGGAACCCCGCCCCACAUUGCAUCAGAGAUAA